AGCAUUAACCCACCGUUCGCCUUUUUUUUCCCCCUUCCGCUUCAACGAGGCAUAUCCACAUAGUAUAUCUCGACCUAAACCCCACCAACCAAAUCCUACACGAGGUAAACGAAGGGUUCAACGAACCACCACCAGCAGGCAGCUGCUGGAACAUGUGUUCGCCAUGGGCAAAGGCAAGAAGGUGAUCACCACCAGUUCAUGACACACCGUGCUGCGGUGCUGCUGUGCUCUUCUCACUUUCUCGGUAUACUGGUAGACGACGACGACGCCUACCGGACUAGUGCUGCUCCUUUUGGGUGGGGCAGCGGUGGCUGGCUGGCGCCAAGAAAGUGGAGGGCGCUUGUGACCUGAAGAGCAGUGGCAGCGGCGAGCGACGCGAGGAGAGGAGAGGAGAGGAGGCGAGGCGGGGAGGCAGGAAUCAUUCGGCUGCAAAGCUGCCGUCGCCACCUCGUCGCCACUGUCCCCGCUUUCCGGGGCCGCGUGGGGCCGCGCCUAUCCUGCCAUCCCCGGCGCGCAGUCCACGCACGCAGCGCUGUCGUUGCACCACCACCACCUCCUCCACCACCACGGCACCACCACCACCACCGCGGGCGCAGCAUCGCAUCGCGCCGCACCAGUCCGCAACGCCCGGGCGCGCGCGGUCGUCCUCGGUAGCCAAGAAAGAAGGCGACUUUCUUCUUGGAUUGGUGCUCGCUUUUCUGCUCUUUUUUUUUUUUGGUUUGCCUUCCCUGAGAUGCUUCACCUGCUCCUUAUAUCCACCAUCCCGGCCUUCACGCUGAUGCUCGUCGCGCCCGCCGCCACGCACAAGCACUGCAAGCUCGUGCGGGAACUCGGCCUCGUCGCGCUGCUGCUCGUGCGCGAGCUGCUGCAACACUCCGCCUCCGCCGCGUGGUGUGGCAGAAAGAAGGAGAGGGAGCGGGAGCGAGAGCGCGUGGUGAGGAUAAUGCCGUCGAAGGCGAAGGCGGAGCCCGCAUUGGCGGCGGGGGAGGGGGAGGGGACUGAGCCGAACGCCGCCGCGCUCCCUCUGCUCGACCUGCCGGAGCUGACUCUGGAGCGCGUCCUCGAGGAGCUGGAGCCGGCGUCGCUCGCAGCGAUGGCGUGCGUGUGCGCCGCGCUCAGGGACCGCUGCUCCGCGGACAGCCUGUGGGGCCGCCACGUCGACCGGAAAUGGGGGCGCGUGCUCGGCGCCGCCGCGCGCAAGGAGUGGGAGGCGGAGCUGACCGCGCAGAGGAACGCCGGCGCCCCGUCGCGGCCGGCGAGACGGAGGAGCCUCGCGGACUCGCUUGCCUGCGCGUGGCCCUUCUCGUGGAUCAGCUGCCGCUGGCUCAAGGGAGACGCCGUCGCCGCCGAGCCCGCCCCCGCGCCAUCGUCGCCCCCCUCGCCGCCGGCCGACACGGUGGCCGCCUGGUACCGCGCGGUGGAGUGUGGCGACUUCUGGUUCCCCGCACAGGUGUACAACCGCGAGGACGGGCAUGUCGGGUUCGUGCUCUCGUGCUACGACGCCCACCUCCGCUAUGACAGGCGUACUGACACAUUCACGGCAAGGUACCCGCCACACGGUCGUAAGCCGGCGAAGGAGGAGAGCGGCGUGCAGUGGAGCAGGAUCCGUGCGCCGCCGGUGAGCACGCCGGCGCACGACCUCCACGCCUCCGGCUGCCUCGGCAACCUCCGCCCCGGAGACCACUUCGAGAUCCAGUGGAGGAAGAACAAGGAUUUUCCCUACGGCUGGUGGUAUGGUGUCGUGGGUCACCAGGAGACGUGCAACGCCAACGAUCAUCUGUGUCGCUGCCAUGAGGACGAUAUGGUUGUGCUGGAGUUCAAGCACUACGCGGCCGGCUCGCGGUGGAGGCAGACGACGGUGAGCAGGAAGGAUCACAGGGAGAAAGGCGACGAGACGGACGGGUUCUACGGCGGCAUCAGGAAACUCCAGACCAACGACGAGAUCUCAACGUGGCGAAAAUUCUGGCCGGUCGAUGUCCUCAACUGAUUGCGUCUGGUUUUCUUCGGUUUUUACACAAGAUAUAUGCAUCUGGGCAGAGGGCUGAUCUGCCUGUCCGAUGCAUCCUGGUGGCGUUGGUGUUGUAUAGCCCGUCGAGCUUCAGCGCUGCGUGACCCUGGCUGAACAUUCUACUCUCCUGCUGCUGCUCUGCUCUUCCUGAACUUUUGGUUGCGAGACGAGACUGAGAAUUGAUGGAGAAUUUGUUCCUCGCAGGCCGCAAGCUCCAUUGGAAGCAGCAACUAUAGGUUAUUGAUGAUGAUAAUGUUGUACAGAUUCACCUAGUUUCUUCUCUCUUUUUUUCCCCUUCUUUCCUUUCGUUUCGUCCUGUGAUGCACUGCUGUUGCUGCUGGACUGAAUCCCCAGUUGAUAUGUCGUGUAAGGUGUAUGUAUUCACAAUUCACCUGUGAAUUCACAGUAUAAUAAAUCAUGACCGGCCGGUUCAAGUUUUUCAGAA
Molecule: messenger RNA, 2453 nt
Organism: Oryza brachyantha (malo sina)
Lineage: Eukaryota; Viridiplantae; Streptophyta; Magnoliopsida; Poales; Poaceae
Product: F-box protein At2g26850-like
Exons: 5
Coding region: 734-1987 (417 amino acids)
Molecular function (GO): protein binding
Source: RefSeq, a predicted model, not a curated record